AAAGUAAGAGAGAGAAAGCCUGACGAGGAGAAAGAAAGAGAAGAUUUGUAAGCUUUGACCAUCAAUGGAGUUUACACUGACAGUUGAGCCUGCGGUAGUUUCAUUGAAACUUUUGCACCUGUAAACAUGAAGAAGUAAUCACAGAACUUUUAUCUGAGGUAGUUUCUCUUUUAAUUGUGGCUUUCUGGAAACAUAUAUAAAGAUGUCUAAAGUUAAAGUGACAUUUUCUAACAAGCUGACGGAAUCUGAUCCACUUGUAAAUCCAGUAAUAAUCAUCGGAAAACUUGAGAACCUUAAACAAGUUCCCUACAAUGUCAUCAAAGCCAAGCUGGAGCCCAGAGUUUCUGAAGAGGUUUAUCAAUCAGCAUUAACAUGUAUGCAGCCUUCACCAACUGAUGUAUGUUCAUUAUAUUUGAACAUGGCCACACUAGCAGCCUUACCAAAGCGCUGUGCAAGGCACAAUGCGCCAUCGCAUGCUAAUUUCAUCACUAAGCUGGUGCGAUCAACAUGUUUGGGUGUUGAUGAAUAUGUUGUGAUUGUUUGUGAAAGGCAAGAUGUUCUUGCAUCAGCAUGUGCUGUGGCACGGGCGUACCCUAUCUAUUCACGGAAAACUUUGAAGCCAGCCAGCACAUCAAAUGGUACUGGAGGUGGGAAUUCGGGCAUGCCAACAUCAGCCACUGUACGUGUGGAAUUUAUUCUUGUGGAUGGAGGUAAAGAAGAUGCUCAAACAUUAUCUGAGAAUGAUCUUCUUUGUCUUGAGGAGAUUGGUACCAGUGUGAGGACUGUUGCUCGUAUAGUUGAUACACCUUGCAGUGAAAUGAAUGUAAAAGACUUUACUCAGGAAAUUCAACAAGUUGCAACUGAACUUGGAGUUGCUUGUUCUGUAGUAGAAGGAGAGGAACUUAAAGAAAAGGGUUUUGGUGGUCUAUAUGGAGUAGGGAAAGCAGCCACUGUUCCUCCUGCUUUAGUAACACUGUCAUACACUCCUCCUAAUGCAACACAAACUAUAGCAUGGGUUGGUAAAGGUAUUGUUUAUGACACUGGUGGUCUGAGUAUUAAAGGCAAGACUGCCAUGCCAGGGAUGAAACGUGAUUGUGGUGGUGCUGCUGCUAUUCUGGGAGCUUUCCGAGCUGCCGUCAAACUAGGCUUUUCAGAAAACCUUCAUGCCGUGUUCUGUUUGGCAGAAAAUGCCAUUGGUCCCAAUGCCACUCGACCUGAUGAUAUUUUGACUUUAUAUUCUGGCAGAACUGUUGAAAUUAACAACACUGAUGCUGAGGGGAGGUUAGUCCUUGCAGAUGGAGUUGCAUUUGCUCAGAAAGACCUUAAAGCCAAUGUUAUUUUGGAUAUGGCAACCCUCACAGGAGCCCAGGCUAUUGCCACUGGACGUUAUCAUGCAGCUGUCCUCACAAACAGGGAAGAGUGGGAGGAGUACUGCUUACAAGCAGGAAAGACAAGCGGGGACCUCACUUUCCCAAUACCCUUCUGCCCUGAAUUACACCUGCCUGAAUUUUCAUCUGCUUUUGCUGACAUGAAGAAUUCUGUGGCGGAUCGAGGCAAUGCUCAAUCAUCAUGUGCAGGGCUAUUUAUAUUUGCCCAGCUGGGAGUUGAUUUCCCAGGAUCAUGGAUCCAUGUAGACAUGGCAAGCCCUUGUCACUGCGGAGAAAGAGCUACUGGAUAUGGUGUUGCUCUGCUUGUGACACUGUUUGGAAACUAUUCUUCACAGCCAUUUUUACAAAAAAUGUCAUCCCUUUCCUUUGAUGAGGUGUUUGAGAAAUUUGAAACUUGCAAGAAGUUUAAACGAAGCUAAAAACACAGAUCUGCCAAGGUGACAUUCAAUAUUCUUACAAAUGGGAGUAAUCUGUUCUAACCAGUAAUAUAACUGAUCAAUUUCAAUACUCCUUUUAUAAUCUUUGCAAGUAAUCUUCAUAAAUAUGCUCAUAAGAAUACAUCAAGGUAAAAAUAAAGUUCUUCAACUAAUUUGUUA
Molecule: messenger RNA, 1984 nt
Organism: Frankliniella occidentalis (western flower thrips)
Lineage: Eukaryota; Metazoa; Arthropoda; Insecta; Thysanoptera; Thripidae
Gene: grsm
Product: probable aminopeptidase NPEPL1
Exons: 11
Coding region: 203-1807 (534 amino acids)
Biological process (GO): proteolysis
Cellular component (GO): cytoplasm
Molecular function (GO): manganese ion binding; metalloaminopeptidase activity
Source: RefSeq, a predicted model, not a curated record